UUUAAGCUUAAAAACCCACCCAACCAAAAACCCAAAAGCCGAGAAAGCCACUAAAAACCCUAGAGUCGAUAAUUACUGGUAGCAUCUUUGUUAGAUUGUUGGAGUGGCCGCCUCCUAAUUUACAGUUCUCAGGUUCUCUCGAUUCAGCCGUAGCCAUGGUGAACGUACCGAAGACCAAGAAGACUUAUUGCAAGAGCAAGGAGUGCAGGAAGCACACAUUGCACAAGGUUACACAGUAUAAGAAGGGUAAGGAUAGUUUGGCUGCUCAAGGGAAACGCCGUUAUGAUCGCAAACAAUCCGGUUACGGUGGUCAGACCAAACCAGUGUUCCACAAGAAGGCAAAAACCACCAAGAAGAUUGUGCUGAGGCUGCAAUGCCAGGGUUGCAAGCAUGUGUCGCAGCAUCCAAUCAAGAGGUGCAAGCACUUUGAGAUUGGUGGAGACAAGAAAGGGAAGGGAACAUCUCUUUUCUAAAUGUGGUGUUCUUGUUCUUUUGUUUUUGUUGGUUUUGAGUUCAAUGCUAGUAUGGAAUUUUUGUCCAAGUUUUGAUUUUUAAUAUUCUCAUUUUAUAAAAACAUUAUUGUGAAAUUCACAUUUUAUUGUUAUGCGUCAA
Molecule: messenger RNA, 612 nt
Organism: Gossypium arboreum
Lineage: Eukaryota; Viridiplantae; Streptophyta; Magnoliopsida; Malvales; Malvaceae
Product: 60S ribosomal protein L44
Exons: 4
Coding region: 156-473 (105 amino acids)
Biological process (GO): translation
Cellular component (GO): cytosolic large ribosomal subunit; ribosome
Molecular function (GO): structural constituent of ribosome
Source: RefSeq, a predicted model, not a curated record